This is a messenger RNA of Emericellopsis atlantica, 246 nucleotides long. RefSeq lists its product as uncharacterized. The record is from RefSeq and is a predicted model, not a curated record. The annotation marks the transcript as partial. Lineage: Eukaryota; Fungi; Ascomycota; Sordariomycetes; Hypocreales; Bionectriaceae. The transcript has a single exon.
UCGUUCGAGAUCAGGGCUCUCUCGAAGGACGCAGAAUUUUUCAGCGAUGCCGAGGGAUCCCCAACCACCAUCGAAGGAUCAGGACAGACAGUUUACUGGAUGGGAUGCUUUCUGCGGGUUUACAAAGCUACCGACACAAAGACGCCGACUGCCGAAUAUGACACUUGUGACGGAGAAGGAACCGUGCAGAGGGACACGAAACUUUGGUUUGGUGGGAAGGACGGGAAAGUGAAAGAAGGAAAUUAG